AUGUCUGUUGGUGACAGUUGUGUCACAAAGGGGAUAAGUAGCCACUCCGUGUGUGAAGAGAGGGCCACGGAGACAGAGGCCCCCAACCAGGCUGUGCUGAGCCACUUCUUCCUGGAGGGCCUCAUGUACACAGCUGAACAUCCUGGCCUCUUCUUCCUUCUCUUCUUCCUCAUCUACAGCAUUGCCUUGACUGGGAAUCUCCUCAUUCUCAUAACUGUGGGCUCUGAGCCUCACCUCUGCUCCCCUAUGUACCACUUCCUGGGGCAUCUCUCCUCCCUGGAUGCCUGUCUGUCCACAGUGACAGUGCCCAAGGUCAUGGCAGGUUUCUUGACGGUGCAUGGGAAGGUGAUCUCCUCUGAGGGCUGUGCGGUUCAGCUUUACUGCUUCCAUUUCCUGGCCAGCACUGAGCGCUUUCUAUACGCCCUCACGACCUACGACGGCUGCCUAGCUAUCUGCCAACCCCUACACUACCCAGGGGCCAUGAACAGACGGAUGUGUGCAGGGCUGGCUGGGAUCACUUGGGCCAUAGGUGGGCACUCUGCCGUCCACACCGCCCUCACCUUUUGCCUGCUCUACUGUGGUCCUCACCACAUCGCCCGCUUCUUCUGUGACAUGCCCCCCGUGCUGAAGCUGGCCUGCGGAGACACCACCAUCAGUGAGCUCGUCACGCUUGCCAACAUCGGCCUUGUGGCGGGGUGCCUUCCCUUCAUCAUCAUACCGGACAUCUUUAGUGUGGCGGCCGUGCUGCGGGUCCGCCCUGCCCAGGGCCGGCAGCGUGCCUUCUCCACCUGCACCUCCCACCUCACCGUGGUGCUGCUGAACUACAUGCCACCUGUAUGCAUCUACCUGCGGCCUCGCUCCGCGGGGGCAGGGGCUGGGGCCCCUGCUGUCUUCUACACAAUCGUCACCCCCACGCGCAACCCUUUCAUUUACACUCCGCAGAACGAGGAGGUCAAGCGGGGUCUGCAAAGACUUCUGCGCGGAGGCUGCCGAGAGUCUCCAGCCCACCCCCUGACCUGCGUCGUGACUCUUAAUGUGCCCGCCAAGAAAACGACUAGCCCCGGAGCAAAAUGAGGAGGGGAAAUCAUUCAAGUGAAAAUCAGCACCACUGAGUUUCAGCUUAGCCAUUGAACUUUCCCCCUCCCUUUGGCCAAGCGACAUUUAUCAGUGUCUCAGUCACAAACUCUUCAUCUAUAGAUGGAAAGAUUGCUUAGGUGAUGUCUAACCUCCAAAAUCUAGGUUCCAUGGCU
Molecule: messenger RNA, 1250 nt
Organism: Neofelis nebulosa (Clouded leopard)
Lineage: Eukaryota; Metazoa; Chordata; Mammalia; Carnivora; Felidae
Product: olfactory receptor 10S1
Biological process (GO): G protein-coupled receptor signaling pathway
Cellular component (GO): membrane
Molecular function (GO): olfactory receptor activity
Source: RefSeq, a predicted model, not a curated record